GGGAAGCGCUGUGGUUGGAGGCUUGCACACGCUGAGACGGUGUGAGCUUCAAGUCCCUCAGCCUCCAGGUGCUGAGUCCCCCGUGAGAACUGAACCCACGCAGGGUGCAACGUAACAGAACGCGCGUGCGUACUUCGCGCUCAGCUCUGACCUUGGAACCUAGUAACUGCUGCACACGUGUUACUAGUGAUGCUUGUGGCUUCGUUUUAAAGACUCCAGUUGUGAAGUAGACCUUUUUCUUUUUGUGUUUUCGUUUGUGAACGUGUAACAGAAGGGUUUACCCCAGAAUUUCUGUGAUGUCUGGUAUGUCAAAGUGCACGUCAGUCCACAGACGGAGAAUAUUGAAGGAUGUUCGUUCCAAGAUCCCUGAAAGUCAGGCGGAAUGCUAACGAUGAUGGUGGAAGUUGUGCAGCCAAGAAAGUCAAACCAGAAGCAGAAGACCCCCAGCUGGGUGCAGGCGGGGAUGGUCCAGCCGAUGAUGCCUCAGGUACCAAAGAAGCUGCACUAGCGGCGCAUCACGGUGCCCAGCCGUGCCCUCUCCCCGGGCCUGCCAGCCAGGUGCCUGAGGGGGGUCUGGCUGGACCCGGGCAGCGGGCGCAGGACAGCGAUCUCCUCGAAGAGCCGGUGAAGUCCUUCUCCAAAACGCAGCGCCAGGCCGAGCCCGGGGAGCCGGUGUGCGUGGUAUGCGGGCGGUACGGAGAGUACAUCUGCAAUGAGACGGAUGAAGACGUGUGUAGCCUGGAGUGUAAAGCAAAACACCUUCUGCAGGUGAGCGGAACGGAGGAGCAGUUAGCGCCGGGCGGUCCACAGAAAGCGGGUUCUGGGCCAGCGGCUCCACGUCCUGCUUCGUAUGUCUACACCGAGCACGCCUUCAUCUCGAACCUUCGGGAGGACCAGAUUGAAAACCUCAGACGGCAGCUGGGAAUCGUGGUUCAAGGGCCAGGCGUCCCCAGGCCCAUCAUUGACUUUGAGCAUUGCGGCUUCCCUGAGGCCUUAAACCUCAACCUGAAGACCUCGGGCUACGAGGUCCCCACCCCCAUCCAGAUGCAGAUGGUCCCCCUGGGGCUUCUGGGCCGAGACGUGCUGGCCAGCGCGGACACCGGCUCUGGGAAGACGGCCGCCUUCCUGCUUCCCGUCAUCAUGCGAGCUCUCUUUCAGAGCAGGAUGCCAUCCGCGCUCGUCCUCACGCCCACGCGGGAGCUGGCCAUCCAGAUCGAGCGCCAGGCCAAGGAACUGAUGAGCGGCCUGCCCCGCAUGAGGACCGCGCUCCUGGUGGGGGGCCUGCCCGCCCCCCCGCAGCUCCAUCGCUUGCGCCAGCGCGUUCAGGUUAUCAUAGCAACUCCUGGGCGACUUCUGGAUAUAAUAAAGCAGAGCGCUGUAGAACUUGGCGGUAUAAAAAUUGUAGUAGUGGAUGAAGCUGAUACCAUGUUAAAGAUGGGCUUUCAACAGCAAGUGCUUGACGUUUUGGAAAACGUGCCUCAUGACUGUCAGACCCUUUUGGCUUCGGCCACGAUUCCAGCCAGCAUAGAGCAGCUUGCAAGCCAGCUUCUGCGCGACCCCGUGAGAAUCAUCGCUGGGGAGAAGAACCUGCCCUGCUCCAACGUGCGCCAGAUUGUGUUAUGGGUGGAAGAACCAGCCAAAAAGAAGAAACUGUUUGAAAUCUUGAAUGAUAAGAAACUCUUUAAGCCUCCAGUGUUAGUAUUUGUGGACUGCAAACUAGGAGCAGAUCUGUUGAGCGAGGCCGUUCAGAAAAUCACAGGUCUGAAAAGCACCUCUGUGCAUUCGGAAAAGUCACAGCCGGAAAGGAAAAACAUACUGAAGGGUUUACUUGAAGGAGACUAUGAAGUUGUCGUGAGCACGGGGGUCUUAGGAAGAGGCCUGGACUUGGUCAGCGUCAAGCUGGUUGUCAAUUUCGACAUGCCUUCCAGCAUGGAUGAAUACGUGCAUCAGGUUGGAAGAGUGGGGAGAUUAGGUCAAAAUGGAACAGCGAUUACUUUCAUCAAUAACAACUCGAAAAGACUCUUCUGGGAUAUUGCGAAACGAGUGAAACCCACAGGGUCCCUUCUCCCCCCACAGUUGUUAAAUUCCCCUUACCUUCACGACCAGAAGAGAAAGGAGCAGCAGAAGGAUAAGCAGACGCAGAAUGAUCUGGUCACGGGGGCUAAUCUUAUGGACAUUAUUCGAAAACAUGAUAAAAGUAAUUCUCAAAAAUGAUUUGUGAUACCAUGUUGAAUAAUUUUUAUUGCAUAUUGUCAGUGAAAUUUCUGUACAUUAUUCCUGUAUGGUUUGAUGAAUGUGACAUGCACAUGAAACAAAAAGUUAACAUGAUGUAAAAAGUUUUAAUGGACUAUCAAAUUUAUACAGCAAUAUUGUAUUUAUUUUCCUUUUUAAUUUUCAUAAAUUAA
Messenger RNA from Mesoplodon densirostris (Blainville's beaked whale), 2405 nucleotides. It is a transcript of the gene DDX59, whose product is annotated as DEAD-box helicase 59. Lineage: Eukaryota; Metazoa; Chordata; Mammalia; Artiodactyla; Ziphiidae. Gene Ontology annotation, molecular function: ATP binding; nucleic acid binding; RNA helicase activity. Bases 349 to 2214 code for a protein of 621 amino acids. The transcript has 8 exons. The record is from RefSeq and is a predicted model, not a curated record.